This is a messenger RNA of Morone saxatilis (striped sea-bass), 4048 nucleotides long. RefSeq names its product homeobox protein aristaless-like 4. Gene Ontology annotation, biological process: regulation of transcription by RNA polymerase II. Bases 219 to 1325 code for a protein of 368 amino acids. The record is from RefSeq and is a predicted model, not a curated record. The transcript has 4 exons. Gene Ontology annotation, molecular function: RNA polymerase II transcription regulatory region sequence-specific DNA binding; DNA-binding transcription activator activity, RNA polymerase II-specific. NCBI's taxonomy places the organism in Eukaryota, Metazoa, Chordata, Actinopteri, Moronidae.
CCUUCAGGGGGCUUUUAGCAUUUGUUCAGUCUGCAGUCUCUGGAAAACAUCUGAUUCAUUUUUUAACCAGUCCCAGAUGCGGCAGUGUGAGAGUGUGUGUGCGUGAGCGCGUCAGUGUGAGUUUGUCAGUGCAUGAGAAUUUGGGUCUAUCUGCUAUCUAGAGAAGGGGAGGGAAAGAAGAACCGUGUGGAUUUUUUUUUUAAUAUAACUUUUUAGGUAUGAACGCAGCGUGCGUCUCAUACUGCGAUAUGACAUCGAUGGAUUCAUAUUAUAGCACGUCUACUGCGCCAGGUAGGGAUCACCAGGCGAACCCGUUCAGGACUUUCCAGACCACUGAAACCAAAUACAGCCCCACGUUCAUUCCGGGUAAAGGGCAGCCUUACGGAGAGAAGUCCCGGAGUCCCUUCCAGCCGGAGUGCCAGUCAUUGGAUGGCACAGAGGAGGGCACCUUCAACAAAUACCAGCUCUUCAUGCAGCGGCCGACCUGCAAAACUCCACCCGAAGGCAGCAAACUGCACCCGGACAACGGGCUCAACGGUGGGACGCUCAUUCCCUGCUAUGGAAAAGACAACAGCGGCUUGACAGAUUCUGAGUUGCCCCCGAGCGUCGACCCUGCCGGGAUGGAAGGCAGCUACCUGAACCUUAAGGUACCUGGCGAGAAGGGGCCGAGCGAGCGGCCAGGCUCUGACCUUUCCAGCCCUCUGGACAAAAGUGAAGCUGAGAGCAACAAAGGCAAGAAGAGACGUAAUCGCACCACAUUCACCAGCUACCAGCUGGAGGAGCUGGAGAAGGUUUUCCAGAAGACACACUACCCAGAUGUUUAUGCCCGCGAGCAGCUGGCACUGAGGACAGACCUGACGGAGGCUCGUGUACAGGUGUGGUUCCAGAAUCGCAGAGCCAAGUGGAGGAAGAGGGAGCGCUUUGGCCAGAUGCAACAGGUCCGGACACACUUCUCUACUGCUUACGAGCUGCCUCUCCUGACCCGGCCUGAGAACUAUGCACAGAUCCAGAACCCUACGUGGAUCGGGAGCAGCAGUGGAGCAUCUCCAGUGCCGGGUUGCGUUGUGCCUUGUGACUCCGUCCCCUCCUGCAUGCCGCCUCACCCUCACGGUCCAGGAGGCGUCACUGACUUCCUGGGCGUGCCCAGUCCAGGGAGCAGCCACAUGGGACAGACUCAUAUGGGCAGCCUUUUUGGAGGUCCCGGCAUGGGUGGUGGAAUCAAUGGCUAUGAUCUCAAUGUUGAUCCAGACCGCAAGUCCUCCAGCAUAGCUGCACUGCGUAUGAAGGCCAAGGAACACAGUGCAGCCAUCUCUUGGGCUACAUGAUGCCCCAAACUGUGGGAAAUCAUAUAGCCCAUGUAGGGCAUCAUGUAGGACUGAGAGACUGAGGCGUUAGCAGAGGCCAUUUCAGCGACCAACGCAACCAAGAUAACAGCUGUGACUUGUGACAAUAAGCAGAUGCUGACAGUGAGAGAAAUACAGAGGUGUGACUUAGAGGAGGAAGUUACUUAGAAGACGUGUUAAUUCUUGAUUGCUUGAUCUCUCAGGUCUCAUUGAAAUAUGGGGUUUAGUCCCCAAUAAGCGGGGUAUCAUUCAUGAUAGUGAUCUAGUGAUAGUGAUUGGUUUCAGUAAAAUAAGCAAUAAUAAUAAAUAUGGUUUACAAAGUACUACCUUAAAAUACAGGAAUUCAGUGCCAAAACCAGCCACAUCAUACAGUAUUUUAAUUUAUAGAAUUAAGCUUGAUUGACAUUAGUUACUUUCAUUAGCUUAUUUUUUUUACCAGCCAUCCUGCCCCACACAUUUGGUCUAUGUUACUUUAAACUUGUCACUCAUACUGUACAAAUGAGUACAUUCCUGAUCAUUCAGUAUUUGUGUCUUAAAAUCCAUUUAAAAAACAAGGACACAGUGAGAGCAAGCUCAGGUGCAGACCAAGUGCUGAGAGUGAGUGCAAACAAUAAUUGGCUAUGAAAGAAAACAGUAAUUUUGUCUUGGCCUACGGUGGGUAGUUUAUGUUCCUGCAAAGAAGGACAGAGGUUGAAUGCAAUAAGUGAACAGAGUCUAAUUGAGCGAGAGCAGGCAUGGCCUGUGCCAAUUUAGUCUGGGAGGAGGGCAGCCAUUAGAUUGGCAGCAAUUUCAAACCAACGUGUCAUUUCCUCCCCCAGGGCUGCCUCCACAGGUUCUCCUGCUAGGCUCAGUCCUCAGGUUACAGGAAACACUGUCUCCACUGGCAGACAAGGCGCAGCAACGCACAGCAGCAGCCUUCAACACCAACUAGCCACGUCAGCUUCAAUCAGCAAACAAACCGGAAUAGACACACUUAAUUAGCAUCAAAGUGAGCCGUUCUGCCCUGCGAACACCACAGUACAUCACAGCCUACAGGGUGAGGACAUACUGCACACACAGUUCCACACGCUGUAAUAAUCAAUUCAUCGUUAGACGUGGGCUCAGCAGAGAUGACUCUUGGAUUUGUAGCUUGCGCAAAGAAUCCGUCACAUGCCAGAGACUGCAGGCCAAAUCAGUGGCCCCCAUCGUCAUGAAGAGCAUUCUGUAAUGUUUAGGUAAUGUGAUGACAUUAGAGCUGGACUGCAGGAAUGUAGUGAGUAUGUCCAGUGAUUGCAGGGGUGUCUCUGUCUCUGUGUUACCCCGCUGGAAUAAGCUUGUCACCAGAGCUGGACUGCAGGCUGAGACCAGAGACAGGCUUCAUUAGUCUUUUGGCUGAUCUCUCUAUGACGCCCGCAGGGCUACAUAUCCGUUUUCUUUCCCCUGUGAGGAUGAUGGCAGAGAAUCGGUUUCUGUUCCUCAUAGUUGGUUGAUCAUUGUAACAUAUGAGUGCCCAUUAUAAAAAAGACUGAAAAUUCUAAUUUUCUCAGGAUCUCAAUCUCCUAAAACCCAAUAGAAUGUCUUUGUUGCCCAAACCCCCAAAAUUCCCAAAUAUUCAGUUUACUAUCAUAUAAGAUAAAGACUGGGACCAGAGAAUAUAUGGCUUUUGUGCUUGAAAAAUUACAUAAAAUGAUUAAAUUAUUAUGAAUAUAGUUGAUAAGAUUUCCUUUUUUUCCCAUAGGAAGAAAACAAAAACCCCUAAUAUCAUCCUAAUUCAUUCCGUUGCUUUCAAAAUCAAGCCAUGUCUUGUUAACAGCAAGCACAUUAGGUGACAACAUAAUGAUGACUUUGGCAUGAGUGCUCAUGCUGUUAAUAUAUUCUAAAUCAAAUAAAAAGACAACUGGCCAUGACUCUUUUCAAUAAAAUAAACAUUAAUCUCUAAAUAAAUAAACUCUGUUGGAUGUGAGGACUAAAAAUCAAAAGAAUAACUGUCAUAAUUUCAAUAUAAAAACAGGAUGUGGUCAGAAUAAAUUUAAGCAUGAGUACAUGUGUGACUGAAUUCCUACAUUGUCGAGUUGACUGUGUGUUUGUCUUCUCGCUGGUCCUCUCUCUACUCUUCCGCAGCUCCGUCCAUGUUGAUACUACUGAAAUAAAGCAAUUGAAAUCCAUAGUUAUUAAUGUUGUAUUGUGUGAAUGUGAACAAUAUAAAUGUUAUUGUUCUUUUGCUUGUACAUUUGUUUUGCUUAUUUGUCAAAUAAAUAAUGGGCCUCCAGAGAUAAACCAAUGAAGUAUUACAGUAAUAUUGCCAAGAAAUGUACAAUUAUGUUCUGUGUGUUAUUCUGAAGAGGUGUUCUGGAUUUUUACAAAGGUUGAAAUCGCUUUCUAAUUUUCUUAUGACAUUAAGCAGCUUUUUGUAUAUUAAUCAAGUAUUUCUACUUCUGAUUGUGACUUUAUAUAAUGUACCAUUGCAAUAAGUUAUUGCACUUACAGUGUUGGAGAAGUUUGUUUCUUUAAUUUUUGACUUCCACUGGGACAGUGGUCUCUUUGCUACAGCCAGAGGCGUGUGGUUUUGUGUCCCAACAGUCGAGAACUGUCUCCUAAGCCCGUCCAUAUUUAGCACCAUGAACAGCGUCACUGAGAUCUGUUCAAGGUGCUGGACAUUUGUUUGUACAGAAGUAACUUGCUGUUUUUGUGUAUGAUGGUUUUGAAGUGAUUAUCAAAUAAAUGAA